AUGGCACUAACACGGAAGGACAAGAUAAUUGCCCUUCUACCACCUGCAUCUUCUGAUCUGAGUGACACAAGUGAAGAUGAAGAAUUUCCUGGAAAGCUGUUUGAUAUGAUAAGGGACUCAAAUAGUGAGUCUUCCGAGGCUCCAUCGAUUCCUGAUGAAGCAGUUGCAGUAAUGGAGGAUAUAAUGAAGGAUUUGUCAAACACCAAUGACGCUUCUCCAGAUGAAGCAACCCCAGUUGUUCAGAAUACACCAGAAAAAGUAAGUCUCUGUGCAUUUUCGACUCCAAGAACUUCAUUUGCGAUUACACCACUAAAAACCAGAUCACAUUCUAAAACGGGCAAAAAAAGAAAAAAUGUGAGUCAUGCUGUUAGAGACAAGCUGAUAAAAGACGAAGUCAGUAGGAAAAGGAGUAAGGUGAAAAAGAAAAAACUUGAAUGUAGCUGGACAAAUGAACAGUUUGCUUUUUCAGUAGAUAUUCCAGAAGACAAUUUUACCACGCCUGAUAGAGUGAAAACGCCAUACGAAUACUUUCAGAUGUUCUUCUCAGAUGAUUUAUUACAAAUGCUCGUUGACAACACUAAUUUAUACUCAGUUCAACAAACCGGCAAAUCAAUAUGUGUCACACUCGAGGAAAUGAAAGAUUUUUGGCUAUUCAAAUCCUGA
Messenger RNA from Acanthoscelides obtectus, 663 nucleotides. The record is from the annotation of a GenBank genome assembly. Lineage: Eukaryota; Metazoa; Arthropoda; Insecta; Coleoptera; Chrysomelidae.